CAGAAUACACAGACGCAUUACAAUGUGAACGCGUUUACAGUGGUUUACAAUUUAGAGUGAACAUUAUUGCUUUGUACUUGAAUCAUUUAUCAUACUCUGAAUUAUUCACUGACCUCGGAGCAAGAGCAAAGUGGAAAUAAUUUGAAAACACGCUCACGUUUUUUUUUUUAGUACAACAAAGUUUUUAAAGCAAUUAAUAUUUAACAAGGAGAACAAAGGGAACUAUAAGGUUAAUACUCUCUGCUCCUCAAAAUGCAGUACAUUUAUUCAAAACAGCGGGACCCAGUAGCUAAAGAUGAAAAAAAAUAAUAAUUAAAUGUGUAAAGAUGAUUAAGCAGUGAGGUCACACUGUAAGCCACUGAAUCACAAAACGUAUUUAGCUGACAUCGUACGUAUUGCUUAUGGAGUGAGAAAGCUUUAUCGGAUAUACAUUACACAAUGCAUAUAUACUGUACAUUUUAACGGUAGCACUCAGAAAAUGCCCACGUCUAGCAUGUACCGUACAUCACGCCCCCAAACCGCCGGACGGGCAGGAGAUCGAAGAAUUAAACCCAAACAUUCCAUUGGUGUGGUCGGGUCUUCAGGGUGGUCAGCAGCCCAAACCAGCUUCACUAAAGACACUCGAGUUUUCAGGAAAAUGUUCCCGAGAGUGGAUCGCGUUAAAACCAAGCGCCAGCUGAAGAGGGCCUACGCGGCGGGUCCCUUCCCUCGAUCUGUGUGGAUACACGACAAAGCGCCCGAAGACGACUUGGAUAAAGUCUGCUAUGAAAUAUGGAAGAGGGUUCAGGUGGCGACGGCCGGCUCAUCGGCACGGCCUACCGCUGCAGACAGGGCCCCGGAGCCCACUGACUUGGUCCCGCCGGCGCCGCGGGAGCUUCCGAGCGCGACGGCAGAGCCGGCACCCCCAGCGGGCAGCCGGGACGCACAGCGAGCACGCUGGACGCACCCCGAGCCCGCCGCCGAGGGAGUGGGCUCUGUGGAGAGGAAGAGGAAGAGCAUAGAGGUGUUCCUCCGGGCAGUCCUCCAGGGCAAAGAGGCCGGGAGACCAGAGCAGCUGCCGCAAGGAGCUCUGCCCGCUGGGCUCGGGAGCUCCUGCAGCAGCACGGAGGCCCCAGCUCCCGACAGCAAGGCCUCCCAGGGCCUCUCCCAGUUUCCCGGGAAGUCCUCGGAAUCCGGCCUGGCACGGCCGGGGCAGGUGGAGGUGGCGGGGGGGGCCAAGCUCGCGACGGCUGUCGAGGAAAACGGCGGCUUCAGCUCAGCAGACCGCAGAGAGCAUAGGGGCGGCGAGGGGGUCGGCAGAGGAGCCCCGCCCAGGGGCCCCGUCUCCUCCGGGGCUCCUCUUCAAGGCUCGGCGCAGGGCAGGGGCAGGCUGGCUCCAUUGCCAGUGUUUGCCAAACUGCACGUGGCCACCGACCUGCCAUGCAGACGUCUCCCUGCCAGGACAGGGGAAAAUCAUCAUGUGCAGAAUACAGGUGACAGGCACGCCCACCCAGACAUGUCUGGCACAUUGGGCGAUGGUGCAAGGAAACCAGCAACCCUCAAGGAGAAAGCACUGGAAUAUGAAUUCCUAGAGAGUGCAAAGAGACCAUGGCAAAAGACCGCAGAUCCCACCAGCUCCAAUGAUGUGGCUGCACCUCUUCAGGAGAGCAGGACAGGUGCUGUCAAAGCCCACCCAGGUCCGUGCCCCACACAGACCCGGAACACGCUGAAAUACAGUGGACAGAGCUUCGUCCCAAGUGGUCAGCCCCCCUUUGGCACCAGCCUGCCAGCCGCAGUGCAUCCUGCCCCUGUCCGAAACCCCCCAGGCUUCAGCCAGUACCAGAACUUUUUCCAGCAGCUGCCAGUGAACCACAUGAGCCACCUUCAGGCUGUCAACCCAACCAGAUUUCAGACCAGACCGCAAAUCAGUCCCUUCGGCUUUUCCCCGAUGGCACCUUCCAUGUUCUACCCAUACGGUCUGCUGCCCUUGGGGCAACCAAGGCCCCCGCCUCAGGCAAGUGGGUGCCACCGAGUCCCAGGGGUGCCCCCUGACCCCUCCCACAUGUUCGGGGAUGGGCUACAGCAUCACUUUCCAUCUCUUUACAGUGACAAUUUACAGGAGAUUGGGAAUCUUUUGAGCUUCAGCAUCGGCCGCCCAUAUUUUGCGAGCAGCACAAAUGUUCCUCCAGGGUUCUCUGCAGAUGCUUUCUUCAGGGGACUCAUGUAGACGGACGCCAGGGGACAAGCAGACGCCAUGCGACCAUGCGACCUGUGUAUUGUUUCUUUGUUCCGGCUGGAAGUUUGCUUUCGACUUGGGAGAUGUUGGAAUGGGCAGACAGUGCGCUUUUUGUUUUUCCUUGAUAAAUGUAUAAUGUUAAAGCAGUUUAAAAAGAAAUAAACCUCAUAGAUUGUUGUAAUAAAUCUUUCUC
Lepisosteus oculatus (spotted gar) is the source of this 2408-nucleotide messenger RNA. RefSeq lists its product as uncharacterized. Lineage: Eukaryota; Metazoa; Chordata; Actinopteri; Semionotiformes; Lepisosteidae. The record is from RefSeq and is a predicted model, not a curated record.